AGUGAGCGAUCAGAUUCAGUGCGCCGCCGGCAGUCACAGGGGGAAGAUGUGCGCCGCUCCCCUCUCCUCCUCAUACUACCUCCACACCCGUAUACAUUUUGAUACAUAGCGGUGUUGUGUGUAUACCUGGAAGGGUCACAAGUAUACAUAAGGUGCGGAAGGAAGCCUACCUACCACAAUUCAACCGCAGAAUAUUGGUAGUGAUGUUGGUAGCCCUGACACCACCACCACCACCACCACCACCACCACCACCACCAUCGAGGCAAAACACACAAAUUUGGCGGGAAAAAGAGAAAACGUAGACUUACAAGAGAAAACAGGCUUUUUAAAUGGUAGACUUUUGCAUUCCCCUCCUUCACAUUUCUCUCAUUUUAAGCCUCUACAUAUCAUACAAGGGGUUGAAGAGGACACAGAAGCCUAUAGAAAUGAUAAAGAAGUCAGUUUUAGGCCUAUCGAACAGCCUAUAGAGCCUAAAACUCAUAAAACUAACAAAAAACUAGAAUUUUCGAAGCAUGCAGUGUCACCAGAACAAAUUGAGACAUAUGAAGAUGGUACGGCUCAAGAUUCCAGUGUUUAUAAGCCCAAGCCAGCCAAGCCAGGGGUGGAAACAAGCCACAUGACACCUGACGAAGGAGAUGAGAUAGCGGGAGAUAAGCCAGGCGAGGGAGACAAGCCAGUGAUGCCAGAUUUGAACGGCGCGCAAACACUUGAUGACUACUUGGCGAUUCUGGCAACAGUGGCUGACUUGGAACUUCCCAUUGACUCAGAGGAAGAAGAAAGAUUACAAAUUAAUGACGAAAUAAUGAAAAAUAAAGCCAGCCAAGCCAUUCCAAAGCCAGACACGCACGGGAAAAUGGCGGCGCUAACCCUGGAGUGCCAAAACAACCCAGCAGAUAAGCCAGAAGACGAAGAAAAUAGACAAAUAAGAGAGAGCGAAAUAAGCCAGUUAGGAAACAGUGCCACGCCUCUAGACACUACAAAACAAGCCAUAAAUAAGCCACAAAGCCCGGAUAAGCCUGGAAUUAAGCCACUGGAGGAAGAUCUGAGCCUGGAUAAGCCACUGGAGGAAGAUCUGAGCCUGGAUAAGCCACACGAGGAGGAGGAGGAAGAAAAUGGAAAAAUGAUCUCAAAACCUGGAUUUAUCGAAGAAAUAAGCCAGUCUGAGGUGCAAGAUAAGCCAGAAGAGGAGGAGACUUGUGAAAUAACCCAGCCUAACCCAGAAGACACGCCGGGACAGGGAAAUAUGGAGGAGGCAAGCCACUUUAAGCCAGGAGAAGAGGACCUCGGUGAAAUAAGCCAGUUUAAGCCAGAAACUGAAGGACAAGAGGAAGAAUUUACGUAUAUUGUGAAUUUUAAGCCAGAAAUUAAGAAAGAAAAUGAAAAUAUCGCUCAGGAAAGCCAGUUUAAGCCAGAAAUUAAGCCAGAAUCGCUAGAAGACUUAGAAACAGACGAAGACAAGCCAGAAAGUAAGCCAGGUGAAGAAGAAGUUGAAAGUGCAAUAGAAAACGAGGAUAUUAAGCCGGAAAGUGAUUAUUUAGACAAGGAAAGCCAGUUUAAGCCAGAAAGUAAGCCAGGGAUGGAAAAAAGCCAGUUUCUAAGCCAGUGUGUCCUUGAAAGUAAGCCAGGAGAGAGGGAGAGUGCUGAAAUGAACGAAAAUAUUAGAAAAAUAACGCAAGAAAAUAAAAUAAAUAAAUCUAAGCCGUUUUUUGACACCAUAGAAAACGGAGAAGCAUCAGAAAAAACGGAAAUUUUAAGGGAAACUACUACUACUACUACUACUACUACUACUACUACUACUGCUGCUGCUCCCCCCACGGCCUCCCUGUCCCUCCCCAGCAAGAAGGAUGUCCAAGGAGGGGGUGGAGGGGCGGAGGAGGGGGAGUGUGGGCGCCAGAGAAGGGGGGAGAAGUGGCAGUUCCCUUCCUAACUCCCCCUCUGUUGCAAGGAAGGUUAGGAAGGCGCCCCCUGUCCCACUAGCACGCUCUCUACAAGGGAUUAAUAGCCCCCCGAGGACCACCACCACCACCACCACCACCACCACCACCGCCCCAGCCACACUGCCAAGGCGAAAAGUGAAAAAAUCUUUAAAUCCUUUUGAAUCUGAAGAAGAGGAGGAGGAGGAGGAGGAGGAGGAGGAGGAGAGGAGGAGGAGGAAGGAAGAGGAAGAGGAGAAGAGAAGAAAACCACGUUCCUUAAACCCAUUUGAUUCUGAAGAGGAGGAGGAAGAGGAGGAAGAGGAAAGAAGAGGAGGAGGAGGAGGAGGAGGAGGAGGAGGAAAAACCCAUUUGAGGAGGAAGAUGAUGUCACAGUCUCCUCCUCCUCCUCCUCUCCUCCUCCUCCUCCUACACACAGGGGGGCGCCGACCCUUGCCUCCCCCCCCAAACGACCUCCCUCCACCAACCCCUUUGAGGAAGAGGAGGAGGAGGAGGAGGAAGAGGAAGACUUCAGAAGAGAGGAGGGAAGAAGAUCACUGGUCCACCGCGCCCCCUUCCACACCUCCCCCCUAAAAAGAGAGGGGUUCAGGGGGUCGCUGCCCCCCCAAAUGUUGAGGGGGGAGGGGAGAGGAGGGGGUAGGAAGAA
Molecule: messenger RNA, 2580 nt
Organism: Portunus trituberculatus (swimming crab)
Lineage: Eukaryota; Metazoa; Arthropoda; Malacostraca; Decapoda; Portunidae
Product: DNA ligase 1-like
Exons: 3
Coding region: 617-1927 (436 amino acids)
Source: RefSeq, a predicted model, not a curated record